This is a messenger RNA of Gloeophyllum trabeum ATCC 11539, 1145 nucleotides long. Its product is annotated as inosine guanosine and. The record is from RefSeq and is a predicted model, not a curated record. Bases 1 to 948 code for a protein of 315 amino acids. NCBI's taxonomy places the organism in Eukaryota, Fungi, Basidiomycota, Agaricomycetes, Gloeophyllales, Gloeophyllaceae. Gene Ontology annotation, cellular component: cytoplasm. Gene Ontology annotation, molecular function: purine-nucleoside phosphorylase activity. Gene Ontology annotation, biological process: nucleoside metabolic process. The transcript has 6 exons.
AUGACCGACCUGCAGCAAGACACCUCGCUCGAGUUCAUCGCGUCGAAUAUCGACAUCCUCGGGACGCUUCUGCCAGAGCAGCUGCUUAAACCUCAGGUCGGCAUCGUGUGCGGGUCGGGUCUGAGCACGCUCGCCGCGAGUUUCAGGGAACGUGUUGAGGUACCGUAUUCAUCGCUGAAAGGAUUUGGGACUAGCACCGUUCCUGGUCAUAAGAGCGCGCUGGCGUUCGGACUCUUGGGUCCUGCUGAUGGCGUACCCGUAGUUGCAAUGUUGGGACGGUUCCAUGCCUAUGAGGGCCAUUCGCUGUCUACGGUUGUCUACCCCGUCAGAGUGAUGGCCCGACUAGGCGUCAAGAACCUAAUCAUCACGAACGCAGCCGGAUCCCUCGACCCUGGACUCCCCGUGGGGACAAUCGUUUCCAUCCGCGACCACCUCGCACUCCCCAACUUAACAGGGUUCAACCCCCUUCUGGGGCCCGCCAAGCCCCAAUAUCCGCGCUUCCUCCCACUCUCCACCGCGUACUCGCACUCCCUCCGGCGCGCGCUCUUCCACGCCGCUCACCAGCUCGCGCUGCCCGCGUCAGCCGUCGGCGAGGGCACAUACGCGUGGGUGUCGGGACCUACCUACGAGAGCCCCGCGGAGGGCCGCUUCCUGCGCGCGGCAGGCGCGAGCGUGGUGGGGAUGAGCACCGUGCCGGAGGUGCUCGCCGCGCGGGAGGAGGGCGUGGAAGUUUGUGUGCUGAGUUUGGUGACCAAUUUCGUGGUCAUUCCGGAUAGAUAUAGGAGCGUUAGGGAGGAGGUUGACGCGGAGCUCGCUGGGACGCCGCUCCCGCCAUCUCCUCAGGUCGAGGUCUCGCACGAAGAGGUUUUGGCAAUUGGCAAAGAGAAGAGUGAAGUGAUGCGUGCGCUAGUGGAGAAGACGAUAGAGCUCAUUGGGAAGGGCGUUUAAGUUACUGGGGAAACAUAGACGGAUGAAAUAGAUUGCACUACAGAUGGAGUAAUGCAUGCGAUUCAGCAGAAAUACGGAAGCAUGUAGACUUGUGAACGGCGUCUCCUCAAUUCGACCGAGUAGGCGAGCAACGGGUCUUCAUACUAUCAUUGGACCAGUAGUGAAUAAUUUGAACUGCUCACUGGUUAAGUCAUCUU